CAUAACCUGAGUUAGAUCAUUGUGUUUAUAUGUUAUAUGUAUCGAUUCUAACGUUUUAAUCUGUAUUUAUAUGUGAUGAACAGGGUUUAUCGAUUGAAAAUGGCAAUGAACAUGAACAAGAAGGUGGUGGUGUUCAUCAUGGGAGCAACGGGUUCGGGGAAAUCUAAGCUGUCCAUCAGCCUGGCCGCCGGCGUCGGAGGGGAGAUUAUCAACUCCGACAAGAUUCAGGUUUACCGGGGCCUUGACGUCUUGUCGAACAAGGUUACCGAGGCGGAGAUGCAAGGCGUGCCUCACCAUCUGCUCAGCGGAGCCGAUCCCGACGUGGAAUUCACCGCCGGCGACUUUUGCCUUCAGGCCACCGCGGCCAUCGAGAAAAUCAGCGGCUCCGGCAAGCUCCCCAUCGUCGUCGGCGGCUCCAACUCGUUCAUCGAAGCCCUGGUGGAGGACCCGAUUUCCCAGUUCAAAUCCACUUAUCGCUGCUGCUUUAUCUGGCUCGACGCUUGCCCGCUGGUUCUGGGGAAAUUUGUGUCGGAACGAGUUGAUCAAAUGGUUGAACAAGGUUUGGUUGAAGAGGUUAGGGGAAUAUUUGAUCCAGACUGUGAAGACUACACAAAGGGCAUCCGGAAGGCUAUUGGGGUGCCAGAAUUGGACGAAUAUCUGCGUGCGGAGAUUAACAAGAACGCGUCUGAGGUGGAAAAGACGGCUCUCCUUAAAGCCGCCAUUACUCAAAUCAAGCUUAACACCAUAAGCUUGAUUUACCGCCAGGUGGAGAAGAUCAAGCAACUAAAUGACAUUCUGAUGUGGCCGAUUCACCGCAUCGACGUCACCCCGGUUUUUCAGGUCAAUGGUGACAAGGAGGCUCAAGAAGUCAACUGGGAAAUGCUGGUGUUCAAGCCCAGCUUGGGUAUUGUGGAGGAAUACCUGAAGAAUAUCUGAGGACUUUUGUGUUUUAAUUUUAUUGUUGUUAUAUUAUAUAUGUUUAUGCAUGGUGCUUCUGUAA
Molecule: messenger RNA, 1000 nt
Organism: Ipomoea nil (Japanese morning glory)
Lineage: Eukaryota; Viridiplantae; Streptophyta; Magnoliopsida; Solanales; Convolvulaceae
Product: adenylate isopentenyltransferase 3, chloroplastic-like
Exons: 2
Coding region: 76-936 (286 amino acids)
Biological process (GO): cytokinin biosynthetic process; tRNA modification
Cellular component (GO): mitochondrion
Molecular function (GO): tRNA dimethylallyltransferase activity
Source: RefSeq, a predicted model, not a curated record